Xenopus tropicalis (tropical clawed frog) is the source of this 1726-nucleotide messenger RNA. Its product is annotated as intestinal mucin-like protein. The transcript has 12 exons. The coding region runs from base 427 to 1581 and encodes 384 amino acids. Gene Ontology annotation, cellular component: extracellular region. The record is from RefSeq and is a predicted model, not a curated record. NCBI's taxonomy places the organism in Eukaryota, Metazoa, Chordata, Amphibia, Anura, Pipidae.
UCAUUAAAGGAACAGUAACACAAAAAAAUAACUUUCAACAUAUCCAUUCUAAAUAUGUUAUUAAGAUAUGUAGCGUUUAAAAAAAUGCAAUAUUCUACAGGGUUUUAAAAUAAAUCACAUUACCAGUGCUUUACUGUGCAGAGCUUGAAAGGCGAUACGGCGACUUCCGGUUUAAUCCGGAAGUUAAAUGCCGCAUUCUUCAGAGUCUGUUGUGAGUGAUUUAUGGGCUGUUAGCAGUUGGGGCAUGGAGAGGGAGAGAAGAGGGAUCAGAGACUGUACCGUUCCUUCUGUCCAGCUAAGUCUGCAUCGCUGUUUGAAGUAGCGCUGUGUGUGCCUGCAUUAGGAGAGGGGGGGGUGGAGGGGGAAGUUGAACGGAAGCAUGGUGCGAGACUUGGGAGUAAACGGCUGCCUGUUCUCUAUAAAUCAAUGCUAAAGCCAACAGAUACAAUGGUAAUGAAAAAUGACAGACGUGUUGUGGAAGGAUGCUUCUGCUCCAAAGGCAGCAUGCCAUUUAGCAUGAAAAUUGAUACCUGCGUAAGCGAAUGUGGAUGUGUUGGGCCAGACAACAUUCCCCGCAAGUAUGGAGAAUCCUUUGAGUUUAACUGUGAGACCUGCAUGUGUUUGGAGGGUGGUAAUGGAAUAACCUGCCAAAAACAACAGUGCCAUCAUGCAAGAAAUGAAGAGUGUACUCGAGAAGGCUUCUACAAAGUGACUCAAGUCAGUGCUACAAACAAGUGUUGUGAAGAAACUGUAUGCAGAUGUGACCCAAGUCGGUGCUCAAAUACCUUCCCGAAAUGUGGACCUGGAUUUGAACUUAAAGGUGGCAUCAAUGAAGGACAUUGUUGUCCUACUUAUGUUUGUGAACCAAAACCUGUUUGUGUUAGAGGAAAUGCUGAAUACUUGCCUGGAUCUCAUGUCUAUUCAGAGAACUGUGAGAAUUGUCUUUGUGCACAAAAUGGAAACAACUUUACAAUAGCCUGCAACCCAGUUGUCUGCAACAUACACUGCCCAGCUGGUUUUAAGGUAAAGAAAAAUUCCCCAUCUGACUGCUGUGGUACCUGUCAGCAAACCAACUGUGUUGUGAAGUAUGAUGGCUCCUACAGGCUUAUGAAUAAUGGAGAUGUUCUGCCCUCUAUGAACGAUAACUGCACAAUGUACAAAUGCUCAUUUAUCAAUGACCAGUUUGUCACCACUGUCACUCAAAUGUCUUGCCCUCCAUUAAAUGAAGAAGACUGUGAGCCUGGAAGCAUUCAACUCUUACCUAAUGGAUGCUGUAAAACAUGUAUCCAAAAGAAGGACUCCUGCAGGGUACAGGCAUUUGAUGAUUACUUGUCCUACCAAGGGUGCAGAUCUGUGAGCAGGAUCAAAAUGUCUCGCUGUGAAGGAGCCUGCGGAAAAGUUUCAAGGUACUCUGCUGUAGAACAUACUAUGUCCCAUACAUGUUCUUGCUGCCAUGAGGUUCAGACUACAAGAAGUAAAGUCAAGCUGCAGUGCCCCGAUGGAACAUUAAUUGAUCAUGAGUACAUUGAUGUGCUGGAGUGCAAGUGUGCUGGCACCAAAUGUCCAGAUAGAAACGUCUAGUCCUAACAUUUAAAUCUUUAAGGAGGUAUUUUAAUUAAAUAGAGAAAAAUACAAUUAUUUAAUAUUUUAAUCACUUUACUGUCAAUUAAAUGUAUUGUUAAUUUGUAUGAUUUAUACCUUUACCUCCUCAAAUAAAGUACUUUCU